GACAGAAUUAUGUGUAGCAAUCCUGGGUGAUGCCUUUCUGUUUUCUACCCUGCCCUGAAAAUGUGUGUGCAUGCCACAGUGGGAUAAGCAGAGAAGACUAAACUACUUUUUUUUCCCCAGCAGCAUUACAUAAACCUCAGAAAAUCAUGUUCAAAAUAAGCCAUCUGAUUCUGCUUUAGCUGAGCUCCAGUGGUUGCAACAAGUGGUUUGAUGGACAGAGCGCGUUUGGUUUUCAUUAGAUCGUCUCGACACUGACCCCCUGCCCCAUCUACAGUAAUAUGAAACCAGCCUUCUGGCAGGCGCACUGUGCGGAAGAGAGCCGAGCAGAGCUGAUGCAGUCUGCAUUGCUUAACUGCGCUGCUGCACGCAGAAGCUGCCCACGUAGUAACACACUGCCCAAACGUGCCAUGGCCAAGAGGCAGUGUUCACGGGCAUAGAUGGUAACCCUGUGCAGUCUUCGCUGAGGGAUUAUUAGUGUUUUUGGUUUGUUCCUGGAGGUGUGAUAUCGCAGCCAUGGUGUGCUGUCAGACUCCCAGAAGUUUACGCAAAGGCGAGUGGGGCUUCGCUCCUCUGCUGGCUGCCGCGCUGCUCAGUCUGCUGUUCGCAGGGAUGCAACAGUCCACAGCGUUUCCCACCUGGAGGUUAGAGGAAGAAGCUUACACCACUGUGUUGCUCAUUGGGAUCCGCAAAGAGGCCCGGUCACAGGUGCUCCACCUCUCCAGGAACAAGCGCUACACCCUCACCCCAGAGAAUCUCAAAUGGGACAAGUUCAAGCUAACAUACAAGUUGGUCUCCUUCCCUACAAACCUCAUAAAUGCCAGUGACACACGCCGAGGCAUCGCCAAGGCUUUUAGCAUGUGGAGCGACGUCUCGCCGUUCAGCUUCAGAGAAGUGCCAGCUGACCAAGAAGCAGACAUGAAGAUCGGCUUCUACCCCGCCAACCACACAGACUGUCUGCAGUCCUAUUUGCACCAUUGUUUCGACGGCAUCACAGGAGAAUUGGCUCAUGCAUUCUUCCCACCAACUGGCGAGAUCCACUUCGACGACCAUGAAUACUGGAUUCUGGGAAACAUGCGCUUUAGCUGGAAGAAAGGGGUUUGGCUGACAGAUCUUGUCCAUGUGGCAACUCAUGAAAUUGGCCACGUCCUAGGACUCAUGCACUCCAUGGACCCGAAAGCUAUAAUGCACCUGAAUGCAACUCUGACAGGGCGCAAGCUAAUCACUCAGGAUGAGGUGUGGGGUUUGCAUCGUCUCUACGGAUGUUUGGACCGGUUAUUCAUCUGUCCGGCCUGGGCUCGGAAAGGCUAUUGCGACAGCAAGCGUAAGCUGAUGCAGAAGCACUGCCCCUCCAGCUGUGAUUUCUGUUACGAAUUUCCUUUCCCCACUGUGGCUCCUACCCCGACACCCCCGAGGACCAAACACAAGCUGGUCGUCGAGGGCAAGAAGCUCACUUUUCGUUGCGGGAAGAAAAUAGCAUCAAAGAAAGGCAAAGUACACUGGUACAAGGACGGGGAGCUGCUGGAGUACUCUCACCCCAACUACAUCUCCUUGAAAGACGACCACAUCACUAUAGUGGCCAACGCCAUCAACGAAGGCACAUACACCUGCAUCGUGAAGAAAAAAGACAAAGUUCUAACAAACUACUCAUGGAGAGUGCGUGUGCGCUUCUGAGGGCCUCUGCACACUGAACAGGACACAUAAACUCACACGGUCACAUGGAGACCUCAUUCACUAGGGCACAUAUUUGUUUUUUAAACUGUCUUUCCUGUAUCUUCCAAAUACGACUGUCUAUCCUUGUCAUUGUGUACGUGCGUUUUAAUAAAUGUUCCGUGACAAGUAGAAUUCUAGUGAAAAUACCACCUGACUGUGAAAAGAUGUUCAUGACAGAGGUUGUGGUUUCCAUUUUAUUUGGUGAUGAAAGAUCCUUAAGUUUAGGACAAUAACUUACACUCUGGGUUCAUUGAGCCUAGAUUUCUUCAAAGCUUUUGCUGCUAAAGAAGUAAUGGUCCAAGGUCACCCACGGGUUCCUGGGGUGCUAAAAUUGCCAAGUUGGAGGGUGCAUAGGAGUAUCUUCUCAGAUACAGUCAAAUUGUCCUCCACUCUAGGUGCAGCAGAAAAAGGGUCAUCCAAAAAAAAAAACACCAUCAUCCCUACUGUGCUUUUGUUGGGGGCCUGAAAAGUUACAGAAGCUCUUGCUUAGAUACACGCCGUUUUAGUCAUUUACGCACUGACCGAUCUAAACUACUAAAGCCAGAAUAAGCAAUGUUGUCUACAGCCUUUGGAACUAUUUAGACCUUAAACCACAUAUGGAACACCUCAGACGUCUAGCUUACUUUACUAGCCUCACAUUGAAGCCAGCAGUCUGCCUCCAGAGACCCAGCAGUCAGUUCCCUAGCAGCUCUCCUUCCAAGCUUAUUCAACACAUCAGGUGUAAUAAUCUGCAGAAGGGCUCCGGUGGGGGUGGAGGGGAUAGAUAAAACUGAUUAAUGAACAUUUCCAUUUAGUGCUGGCUCAAGACGUCCCAAGACGAGGGUGAUUUUCUUUUCUGUGCCUGUUCCUAUGAAAGCAGCGAGUGGUCUUGCAGGGAACGAAACGUUACUGUACUGUUUAUUUUUCUUCGGCUCAAAAUCAAAGAAUUUAUUGGUUUAAUUCUGAAGUCGCAGAGCCAUUUAAAAACAAAGGCAGAGCGAAGUCUGGGCCUCUUUUCCCCUUAAAGAACAAAGUACUGAGACAAAGUGUGCAGUGCAAAGAAUGACAUCACUUUUGGACAGCGACUACCAAGUUGGGUUCAAGAC
Messenger RNA from Epinephelus fuscoguttatus (brown-marbled grouper), 2795 nucleotides. RefSeq names its product matrix metallopeptidase 23ba (gene mmp23ba). Gene Ontology annotation, molecular function: metalloendopeptidase activity; zinc ion binding. The coding region runs from base 514 to 1671 and encodes 385 amino acids. The transcript has 8 exons. The record is from RefSeq and is a predicted model, not a curated record. Gene Ontology annotation, cellular component: extracellular matrix. Gene Ontology annotation, biological process: collagen catabolic process; proteolysis; extracellular matrix organization. Lineage: Eukaryota; Metazoa; Chordata; Actinopteri; Perciformes; Serranidae.